Molecule: messenger RNA, 1203 nt
Organism: Hyaena hyaena (striped hyena)
Lineage: Eukaryota; Metazoa; Chordata; Mammalia; Carnivora; Hyaenidae
Product: adhesion G protein-coupled receptor E1-like
Exons: 7
Biological process (GO): adenylate cyclase-activating G protein-coupled receptor signaling pathway; cell surface receptor signaling pathway
Cellular component (GO): membrane
Molecular function (GO): G protein-coupled receptor activity
Source: RefSeq, a predicted model, not a curated record
AGCACGGCUGAGAGCCUUACCUCUGUGCUUGAACAAGCAUCCACAUGGUCCAACUUCACCAAAGAAGAGACAUCCACUCUGGCCUCUGUCCUCCUGGAGACUGUGAAAAGCAGCACCCUAGCAGCUUUCCUGAAACCCUUAGGCAAGGUGACUCAGAGUGUUCAGAUGGAGCACUUAGAAAUUGAAAGCAAGAUCAUCAAGGAAGAAUGCACUGAAGAGAAUGAGAUCUUUCUCUUCAAAGCCAAAGGGAAUGAGAUGAAGAUUGGAUGUUCUACCAUCAAGGAAUCUGGAUAUAUAGGGACCACUGGAGUGGCUUUUGUCUCCUUUUCGGGGAUGGAGUCGUUUUUAGAUGAGAGCUUCUUCCAAGACCUUCAGACCCCCUUCACCAAGUCCCAAAGGAAGCUGAAGAUAAAUUCUCGCGUUGUGCAGGGCAUCAUGACUGGGGAGAAGCAAGAUGGGUUCUCUAACCCAGUCAUUUACACGCUGGAGAACAUCGAGCCAAAGCAGCCAUUUGAGACACCUAUCUGCGUUUCCUGGGACACGGACAUGGAAGGUGGCAGGUGGAUACACUCUGGCUGUGCAAUCCGUGAAGCUUCUGAGAUGCAUACUGUGUGCAGCUGUAACCAGAUGAUGAACCUGGCCGUCGUCAUGGCUUCUGGGGAGCUCACAACGGAGUUCUCCCUGUACAUCAUUAGCCUCGUGGGCUUGAUCUUCUCCCUGGUGUGUCUCGUCUUGGCCAUCGCCACCUUCCUCCUGUGUCGUGCCAUUCGCAACCAGAACACCUACCUCCACCUGCACCUCUGCGUGUGCCUCUUCUUGGCCAAGGCGCUCUUCCUCGCCGGUGUAGACAAGACUGACAACCAGAUGGGCUGUGCCGUCAUUGCAGGCUUCCUGCACUACCUUUUCCUGGCCUGCUUCUUCUGGAUGCUGGUGGAGGCUGUGAUGCUCUUCCUAAUGGUCAGGAACCUGAAGAUGAUGAAUUACUUCAGCUCUCACAACAUCAAGAUGUGGUACAUCUGUGCCUUUGGCUACGGGCUCCCAGGGCUGGUGGUGGCCAUCUCUGCCGUCGUGCAACCACAGGACUAUGGGAUGCAUAAUCGCUGCUGGCUGAACCCAAGCACAGGAUUCAUCUGGAGUUUUCUGGGGCCGGUCUGCGUUAUCAUCACGGUAAAGCAAGUUGCUUGGUGCAGUGUGCCUGGCUGA